This is a messenger RNA of Oryzias melastigma (Indian medaka), 621 nucleotides long. Its product is annotated as complement C3-like. The transcript is spliced from 6 exons. The record is from RefSeq and is a predicted model, not a curated record. NCBI's taxonomy places the organism in Eukaryota, Metazoa, Chordata, Actinopteri, Beloniformes, Adrianichthyidae. The annotation marks the transcript as partial.
AAAGAAUAUGUGCUCCCCAGCUUUGAGGUCAAGCUCUCUUCCCUGAGACCUUUCUUCUACGUAGACAGUGAGACUUUGGAAAUUAAUAUUAAAGCCAGGUAUCUGUUUGGACAGAAAGUGAAUGGUAAUGCCUAUGUAGUAUUUGGGAUCAUCGACCAAGGUCAGAAGAAGAGCUUUCCUGACUCUCUAUCUCGAGUGGCGAUUGAGAACGGAGAAGGAAACGUAGUGCUGAAGAGGGAACACAUCACAAAAACCUUUCCAGAUAUCAAUCAGCUUGUGGGCUCCUCCAUCUUUGUUUCUGUUAGCGUGCUGACAGACAGUGGCAGUGAGAUGGUGGAGGCAGAGCUCAGAGGCAUCCAAGUCGUAACAUCUCCUUACACCAUCACGUUUAAAAAAACUCCAAAAUAUUUUAAACCUGGAAUGCCCUUUGAUGUGGUGGUUGAAGUUUUAAAUCCAGAUGGAAGUCCAGCAGAAAACAUCCCAGUGGUUGUAACACCUGGUCCUGUCAUAGGCUAUACUGCAGCCAAUGGCAUGGCGAGGCUACCCAUCAAUACAGUAACACAAGAUCAUCGACAACUAAUCACUGUAAGACCAAACACCAACUAAUUCAAUGGAAAAUCU